AUGAGGGGUAGAAGAGGGACCCUGGGUGCUUGCUUGACAAGCGUAAGGAGGUCACAAGGAGGUGACUUGGACAAACUAUUGUGUGGCCUUACAAAGAGAAGCCGGAGGGGGAGCCCCAGCCCAGCAUGUGUGCCUUCCUGGACAGAUGAGCCUGCCGCGGGUACUGAUGGUAAGGUCACAGGACACAGUGGUGGCUCCCUGGAAAUUAAACGUGGCCAGAGUGAGGCUGGACCUCAUAUUACGAAGUUGCUUCAGUAUCUGAAGAAUCACGGGCAGACAUUUGCUCCAGCAGCCUCCAUAAGCAAGGUUCUGUUAUCUGCUUUGGAAGAACAUCUGGCAGGGGUAUCCUGUGGCGUCAGAGAUGCUCUAGGAAGUGACUGGCCAGACAGCUGUGGUCGGUCCCAAGGAGAGUCCUGGGUGUCAAGAUGGCCAGACCAUCCAAAACUGAGGGAAAUGGGUUUCCUGAAGGGUGAACCGUUAAGUGCUGUCCCUGAGGGGCUGGGCACCAGGUCGGAACUGUCUCACCCACAUUCCGAGCUGUGCCAGCUGCCAUAUGCUUAUGCCUAUUAUGAAGUUCUCCCAGAAGAUGAGACCAGAUGUGUAUCCCUCGACGGUUCAAACCCCAUGUUUUCAGAGCAAGCAGUAGACCACGAGGAAACUCACUCAAGCUUAAAAAGCACUUCGGAUGGUCUGCAGCUGGUUGUGGGGUCACUGGCUCUGCAGUCUUCCAGAUCAGCAAGUCUGAUGCCAUAGCUAAGGUACAAGCAGAACAAUAAAAAUAGCAGAUUAAUUUUAAAGGUUGCCUUGCAGUUUCUUUUGCAUUAAAUCUGGCGUAUGCUGCAGCCGUUCAGUUCCUGCUCUGAUUGCUGUGACCAGACACACCUCGCUGGUUGACGCAGAGAGACGGUUUUGAGCGUGUUUUUAAUCAUUUCAGAAAGACUCAGAACUGGGAAAACCCUUCCAGGAAAUGAUCGAUCUACUCAGUACAAGAUCAGUCAGAAGCCAUUUAGCGCAGUUCUUUGUCGUGGAGCCGUUCUAAAGGGCUAGUAUCCCAGAUGCCGCCCGUCUCAGCUCACCUCUGGCUGGCCGACGGAAGUGGAGAUCUUAGGCUACCCCCUCCACUUCCUGUCAGCUCUGCUCUGGUCACGACGAGUCCUGCCAUUUCUGCACUGUAUGGACUCUCAGGCCUGCAGCCUCUCGUCCUUCCUCACGUGCCCCUUCCCUUUCGCUUGGAGUGCAGGUUUCAGUGGCCACACUCUGGAGAAGUUUGAGGCUCUUCUGCUGACAGAACACAGAUCGCAAAUGAAGUGUUUCCUGUUUCCCAGACCCUAGGAGUCCUGAGCUCUUUUACGUUAAGACUUUUUCUAAAGUAAUUCUCCCUUGUGGUUUGUUGAUAACUUUAAUAAAGGUCAUCUAAAGAGUGGACAUUUUUAAGCUCCCUACCCAAGAGAGUUAAGAACAGCCCUGUGGGGGAGGGGAACCUGACUGUCUAUGUCAUUUAUAUUGUGUGCUAAAUUACUAUGCCAUGGGCUAUUUUAGUGUUUUGGGAAAAUAAUAAAAUCUGUUCUUUAGCAUAAUAAA
Arvicola amphibius (Eurasian water vole) is the source of this 1581-nucleotide messenger RNA. It is a transcript of the gene Fam220a, whose product is annotated as family with sequence similarity 220 member A. Gene Ontology annotation, biological process: negative regulation of transcription by RNA polymerase II; protein dephosphorylation. The record is from RefSeq and is a predicted model, not a curated record. Gene Ontology annotation, molecular function: STAT family protein binding. Gene Ontology annotation, cellular component: nucleus. Lineage: Eukaryota; Metazoa; Chordata; Mammalia; Rodentia; Cricetidae.